AUCCACUGGCUGGCAUCUGGAUCCGCCCCUAGUCCUCUGUUUGCAGAUCUGUUUCAUAUGACUAUUUGCCGAACGUAUUUUGCUGCAAUCAAGGGGAAUUCGUUAGCAGCAGCAUAUCAAGUUAGGUGAAAUGAUUGAAGAGGAUGACGUGAUGAUUAUUGCUCUGACUAGUCAACUGAGUUUUUACGUGCACGUAUUCAUCUAUUCUUCUCUUCCCCUGUGCAUAUCUCUCUCCCUUGCUUGCGUAGAUGAAUUCCUUGUUAUCUUCUCCACUCUGCUUCCGGAUGUAAAUUUCUUGUUAAAGGCUGUGGCUUUUUUCUUGUGUGUCAUAUGUGGAAGAAGGCAGGAUUCUUGUAUCUUGUGCAAUUGGAGAUAGGCAAUAGUCUUCUUGUUUGCUUGCUUGUUCUUCCUGAUUUUUGCUCUUUUGAACUAGAAAGGUCUGUUCCUUUAGUAGACCAGUCAUGGUUUAAAAAGAAGGGAUAAUACCAAUCAUGGAUUUGAGGAUUUUCAUAUAUAUCAAUUUCUCAUUUGGGUGUGAUCGUUCUAUGAGAUAGAAGAAAGGGCAGACUGAAGUAGAAUUUGAGCUCUGGUGGAUCUGAACGAAAAGUGGCAUGAGAAGAAGUUCGGAAAUUUCCAUGAAAGCUUCGUCAUCCAUGGCAAGUGAGGCAUCAAGGAAUACUGACCCUGGCCAACAGGGUGUACGUUACAACUCCAUGGACCUGCCUUAUUUUGCAAGACCUGGCCAAUCAAUCCCUAGCUGUCCUCCAUUCUUUGCUCCUCAGUCUUCCAGUUUUUGUGUUCCUGAUGACAGUGGAGCUAAAGUGGGCAAUCCGUUUGAAUCGGAUCCUUCACUGAACACUCCUAUAUCAGAUUGGGAUCCUCAGGCAAUGCUGAGCAACCUAACCUUCCUUGAGCAGAAGAUCAAGCAGGUUAAAGAUAUUGUGCAGUCCAUGAGUAAUCUAGGGAGACCAGUUGUUGGUGGUUCUUGCGAGCUUGCAGCAAAGCAGCAGCUCGUCACUGCUGAUCUCACUUCUAUUAUAAUUCAGCUUAUCUCAACAGCUGGUUCUAUGCUUCCUUCCAUGAAGAGCCCUCUCCUUAGCAGCAAUCCAGCGGUCAGGCAACUCAACACUUAUGGUUCUCCCAUGGGCUUUGGCUCGGUUGGGAAUCAGCGGCCAAGCACAAACAGGGAGGAGACAAUUCCUGACAUGACCAAGACCUCUGAAUAUGAGGAGCUGAUGAGUACCAUAACUACAACUCAUGAUGUGAAGGAUGAUCUGGUCAAAUGCCCAAAUCCUUGUGGCGGGGAAGGGUCUGAACCUAUUCCAAUGGAAGACCAUGAUGUGAAGGAGAGUGAUGAUGGUGGUGAGGCAGAGAAUCUCCCCCCCGGUUCUUAUGUGGUUUUGCAAUUGGAGAAAGAGGAGAUUUUAGCACCACACACUCAUUUCUGUGUGAUAUGUGGAAAGGGUUUCAAGAGAGAUGCUAACCUACGGAUGCACAUGAGGGGCCAUGGAGACGAGUACAAGACUCCUGCAGCUCUUGCUAAACCCAUGAGAGAUUCUGGCUUGGAUCAUACACCAGUUACAAGGUACUCUUGCCCAUUUGUCGGUUGCAAGCGGAACAAAGAGCACAGGAAGUUCCAGCCUCUCAAGACAAUCUUGUGUGUGAAGAACCACUACAAGAGAAGCCACUGCGACAAGAGCUAUACCUGCAGCCGAUGCAACACCAAGAAGUUCUCGGUUAUCGCGGAUUUGAAGACUCACGAGAAGCACUGCGGGCGCGACAAGUGGCUCUGCUCGUGCGGAACGACCUUCUCAAGAAAGGACAAGCUGUUUGGGCAUGUUGCGCUUUUCCAAGGCCACACACCUGCUCUUCACAUGGAUGAUAUCAAAGCAACAGGAGCUUCGGAGCAGCCUCAGGGUAGCGAGGCUGCGAUGGAUGACAUGGUAGGGAGCGCAGGGUAUAACUUCCCUGGGAGCACAUCCGACGGUAUUCAAAAUCUCGACAUGAAAAUUGCUGAAGAUACGCGUGGCUAUUUCUCGCCAUUGAACUUCGAUCCAUGCUUCGGCGCGCUCGAUGACUUCACUCGCCCUGGAUUCGACAUCUCUGAGGAUCCAUUCUCUUUUAUGCCCUCGGGACCAGGGUCAUGUAGCUUUGGGCAGCCUAGUGGAGAAAGCUGAUGAAGGUACUGUCAGCGACAAUUGCUUUGUCAAUCAUUGUGUGAUGUUAUGAUGCUGGCCUAGUUCUCCCUCUAUUCAGGGAGCCAUUUUGGCCCAUGCAUGUUCCUUAAGUGUACUUUUAUGUUGUUGUUAUCAAUAAUGGUAAUGAACUUCCCUAUA
Lolium rigidum is the source of this 2336-nucleotide messenger RNA. RefSeq names its product zinc finger protein STOP1 homolog. The record is from RefSeq and is a predicted model, not a curated record. NCBI's taxonomy places the organism in Eukaryota, Viridiplantae, Streptophyta, Magnoliopsida, Poales, Poaceae. Gene Ontology annotation, biological process: response to acidic pH; response to aluminum ion. Bases 612 to 2177 code for a protein of 521 amino acids. The transcript is spliced from 2 exons.